AUGGUCUCAUCAACCCAUUGCUUGAGAGGAAGACAUCGAGGCCAGGGUAUCCAAAAAUAUAUCAAAACUCAAGCGCCACGUCUGCAUUCAGUCGGUAGAUGGUUGGCGAAACUCGUCAGCUCACGUGACCGUUUUAUUCCAAGGGGGCACCGCGAGGAAAUCCGAGACUCCAACUCUCUUUAA
Laccaria bicolor S238N-H82 is the source of this 183-nucleotide messenger RNA. RefSeq lists its product as uncharacterized. The record is from RefSeq and is a predicted model, not a curated record. The transcript has a single exon. Lineage: Eukaryota; Fungi; Basidiomycota; Agaricomycetes; Agaricales; Hydnangiaceae. Bases 1 to 183 code for a protein of 60 amino acids.